This is a messenger RNA of Exophiala xenobiotica, 2016 nucleotides long. RefSeq lists its product as uncharacterized. Lineage: Eukaryota; Fungi; Ascomycota; Eurotiomycetes; Chaetothyriales; Herpotrichiellaceae. The transcript has 9 exons. Gene Ontology annotation, molecular function: ATP binding; ATP-dependent protein folding chaperone. Bases 1 to 2016 code for a protein of 671 amino acids. The record is from RefSeq and is a predicted model, not a curated record.
AUGGUCUCCAACGAGAACAUCCUUGGUGUACGUGAUGUUGAGCCUGGCGAUGAUGAAACCACAAAGAAAUCGAAGGAUCUUAACAAGAAGUCAACGCCUUUGAAACGCAAGAGACAAGCCGAGCCGUUGACUCCCGAGGAGGAAGAGAGAAAGCGUAAGGAGAAGGAAGAAAAGGCCCUCAAAAAAGCAGAACUGAGGUACAAGAUGGUGUUCGGGAUCGACUUUGGCACGACUUACUCCGGCAUCGCCUAUGGUAGCACCUUGCGAACUUGGAACGAUGUCGAAGUCGUCACCGACUGGGGCUCGGGCCAGAAUGAUGUCUUGGAAAAGGCUCCCACACGGAUUGCAUACCAGCUGGAGAACCCAUCUCUUUCUUCCGAUGUGUGGGGAUAUGAAGCGUCGAGUGGCUUGACGAUAUGCCAAUGGUUCAAGCUGCUACUCGACAGUGGCACUGAGAUCUCAGACCUUGAUGAUCCACUGCUCCAGCGAUGCACGGGUAGCGGACUGUUGCAUAUCCCUGACGGCAUGACAGCUCAAGAAGUCGCCACUGACUUCCUGAGAAAGCUCUACGAGCGCGCACUGGAAAGUCUCAAAGAAGAGAUUGCUGCGACGGCACUUGAAAAGACUCCAAUGCGUUUUGUCAUCACGCUUCCUGCAACCUGGUCUCACGCUGCUCGUCAAGCCACCCGAAAGGCUGCUCAGGAUGCUGGUUUCGGCAGCAGAGAAAAUGAUGAUAUUGUGCUCAUUGAUGAGCCAGAAGCAGCUGCCGUGUAUGCCAUCAAAUCUACGGCAGCCACUUUUGGCGUCAGUCCUUUUCAGGAGAAAACCUGCGUGACCAUCGUGGACCUGGGAGGUGGUACCAUUGAUUUGUGCACCUACCGUAUCAUCAAGAAAGAUCCGCUCCAAAUCGAAGAGGCCUGCGUUGGCCAAGGUGCCAAAGCCGGCGCUACUUCGAUUGAUCGAAACUUGCACGAGAUGAUGAAGAAAAAGUUUGGAAUCGCCUUUGACGAGUUACCACCAGGAAGGACCGGACCCGGUAGCGCUUUCAUGGAAGCAUUCGAAGUGGCCAAACGCAGCUUCAAAGGCAAUGCCGACAAAGGAAAGGUUUAUUACCUGGAUUUGAAAAUGCCGAAGGUGGACAGGGAUGAUCCAGUCGUGGUAGCUUCCUACGACUUCAAUGAUGAUACUGUAAAGCUCACUGGUGAGGAAAUGGAAGCGUUCUUCGAGACUGUUCUGCAGAAAACAUUCCAGCUGCUCGAAAAGCAGGUCAGAAGAACUCAGAAGGCUAAAAAUCCUGCAAUCAAAACUGUUAUUCUGUGUGGCGGACUUGGCUCAUCUCCAUAUGUCAGAGCCAGGCUCCAGGAAUACGUCGAGCAGCAUCUCCCCGGCGAAGUCGAACUGGUAAAGCCUAAACGCUCGUGGUCAGCGAUUAUACGUGGGGCCGUGAUAAGUCAUAUAGGGAAAUCGCCUGUCACCUUCCGCCGUUGCCGGGACCAUAUUGGCUUCUGCGUGCACGAAAAGUUCGAUAAAAACAGACACAAGGACUCGGACCUAUACAAUUGUCCACACUUAGGUCCCAGAGCCAAAAAUCAGAUGAGGUGGCAUGUCCGUCGGGGUGAGAAGAUAUCCGCCAAUCUCAGAAGGAAGAUCGAGUGUUACGCCGUAAUCAAAGGAACAGACGUUGCGAAGGACGAGUAUGUCUGUUACCAAGACUUGUACACCUGUGGCAGGAAGAAGGCACCGGAGCGGGCGGAUGCUAGAGGAGUGCGCAAGAUAGGAAGCAUCAAGAUCAAUCUUACCAAGUUGGUCCAGGCCGAGCGCAAACGAUGCCGAAAAGAACACCUCGUAUGUCCCUCGGAAAUGACUUUCAAUGUGGAUCUCGUGGCAACACUGGGUGCGGACAAGGGAGUCUUGCUGAUCUCGGCGAAGGACAAGAAAAGAAACUACGGUGAUAUAGUGCUGGAGUAUGAGACAAAUCCAGCUUACAAGGGAGUUUUGGUCACUGAUGAUGAUUGA